Messenger RNA from Emiliania huxleyi CCMP1516, 597 nucleotides. RefSeq lists its product as hypothetical. The transcript has a single exon. Bases 1 to 597 code for a protein of 198 amino acids. NCBI's taxonomy places the organism in Eukaryota, Haptophyta, Isochrysidales, Noelaerhabdaceae. The record is from RefSeq and is a predicted model, not a curated record.
AUGCGAGCUUCCGCUCUCCUUCUGGCCUCCCUCGCCGCAGCCCUUGCUGCUGUGGCGUUCACGGGCGUGUGCAGUCUGUUGCGUGCAAGAUACGUCUACUCUGGGCUCGCCAUAACGUGGCCGGCGGCAGCAUUGGUUGGACUGCUCUUUAGGUUCUGCGCUCAGAUCGUUCGCAGCCACCAGGAGACAGCCGCUGUCCCGAGAGGGCGAUGCUCGGGCGCGGGCAGCGUGGGCACUGGCAAGGAUACUGAACUUGAUUGGCACGAGGCUGCGCCUGAGCACAGAAUCAACGCGAUGCCGUCAACGGAUGAGGUAAUGCGAGGUCCUGGUUCGGAGUCGGCGGAGCCAGCAAAGGAGGAUGCGGAGGGGGGUGGGGCGCGGGAAGAGCAACGGGAUGCGCGACGAGUGGUGCGCAAGGUGAAAAUGGGCGGCCCCAAACCGUGCGACGUGUGCGCGCGUGACGUCGACCUGCUGGUGCGCUGCCAGGCCGACGCAAGCAAUCAGCAGUGGAGGAUGGUGUGUGGCCGCUGCUGGAAGGCGGUCGCAAAGCAGAAUCCACACUAUCGGUACGGCGGGCUGUGGCGCCGCGCUCGAUGA